AUGGGGGACUAUUGUGGUGUCUGGCAGUGGCGAGGGAGCCACGAAGUCCAUGGCUUCCAGGUUGUAGUGGCAGAGAGCCGUGGGCUGCCAGAGGACGCGGGAACAGCAGAGGCCUUCAACAUCCAUUGCACCGUCACUGUCGUGCUGCAGGGCAAGGCAGUGGGAGAGCGUCAGGACUCGGACAUCGUUGAGGAAAGAAACGCCCAGGUCCAGCUGGAGAAGGCCAAGUACAAGCCUGUGGCGUUUGCUGUACGCUGCAACUUCUCUUACACACCAGCAGAUGACGACAACGUUCCCGUCCCAGGCCAGGCCGUCACCUUCGAAGCCAGAGACUUCAUACAUGUCAAAGAGAAGUUUAACAAUGACUGGUGGAUUGGCCGGCCGGUGAAGGAGGAUGGCGUGGUGGGCUUCGUCCCGAGUCCAGUCAACCUGGAAACCAUUCUCAUCAGGAGAGAAGUCCAAGCCAGGAAAGCUGCCAAGGCCUUAGCCAACAAAGCAGCGGCUCAAGCAGCUCAAGAUAUGAACUCAAAGAAGUACACUCCUCCAUCACAAGGUCAGUACCUGGAUCAAACUGUGUCCAAUGUACCGCCGCAGC
This is a messenger RNA of Salarias fasciatus (jewelled blenny), 595 nucleotides long. RefSeq names its product voltage-dependent L-type calcium channel subunit beta-2-like. The record is from RefSeq and is a predicted model, not a curated record. NCBI's taxonomy places the organism in Eukaryota, Metazoa, Chordata, Actinopteri, Blenniiformes, Blenniidae. The transcript is spliced from 5 exons. The annotation marks the transcript as partial. Gene Ontology annotation, molecular function: protein binding.